GUACGAAAUAACACCCUGAUACCUAUGCCAACCCAUUAAACGGCAAAUCAGACAUAUUUUCGACUACAAACUAUCAUAUCACUCGCACAACCCCCAAAUCGCCUAUCAUGUGCUUCAAGACGUUUUGGGGCUACACUUGUGGCCACUGCAGCUUGCCCUGCAUUACAAAAUGCCCAACUACCGCCCAAAACGAGAACUUCCCCCCAUGUUCUAUUCCCGCCCUGCAAAACAUUCCCGCCAAUCAAUUCUGUCAUGCUUGCAUGCGUGUAAGUUGGAAUAUGAGCGUUAUCGCCGAAGAGAAUGCUCAUCGAGAGAGUCACGAGCGAGGAGAGUGUAACUGUGAGGUCAUAUUUGACAGGGCUGAGAGAGAGCGUCGGGAGAGAGAGAGGGGUGCUGAUUUGGAGGCUAGGGAUUUCAAGAGAGAGGGGGAUGAAAAUGCAAGAACUAGAAAUAGAGGACGAGGAAGAGGCAGAGAUGCCACUGAUGCCAACACUGCAGGUGCGGUCGAUAACACCGGCUAUAACAACAAUGGCGAAGGACGCGAGAGAAAAGGCACACAAGCGGAAGAAAUCGGAGGAAAUGCCGUUGUCAUGCAGGGAUCAAACAUGGAGGCUAUGAUGAGCACUACACCACCAGGAUAUCGCAGUCCUCAUCCCCGCGAUCCAGCCUCUUCUCAUCGAUACUUCCAUGUCGCUAACGUCCACAGAGGAGGUCCAUACGACAUGAAUCCAGUUACAGGCGUUGUACCUGCUCACCCCAUCGAUAACCCGCCAAUUAGGACAGGUUCAUCUCCUAUGUACGGAGAUAUGAUGAUCAUUCCCCCCGAUCCAAGAAUGUCAAACAUGGGUGUCUAUCCUCCAGGACAUCCCAUUCUAGCCAACCACAGAGUCGACACUCAUGCAUUUCACCCUUUUCAGAUGCCUCCACCCCCUUCUUCAGGUCCUCCUAGCUAUCAGAGUCCCAGUUUCGCUCCAUCUGCUUAUAGCGAUGGAGACGGUAGCACUAUCUACCCUGGAAACCAGUACUCUUGGAGUCCCAAUCCGGAGCCCAAUGCGCCAAUACCAAUGCCAAUACGCAUUUCUGAGAGAGCAUCAACUGGUGGCAUUGAUCCUCGAUCAUACGGUCAAACAGGUCCACCAAGCCAACCCAGAUUUCAACAUCAUCCUACUCAUGUGUUUUCGGAUCCAGCCAGCUAUCCAAUGAUCUAUCCGCAACACCAAGCCAUGAACAAUGAUGCUCAACGAGACACCUAUAACUACGCAGGCUACUACAUGGACCGUUCUCAUUUCAAUGCCAACACCGGUGCCAAUACUAGCACACACGUUUCACCCCAACCACGCGCCCAGGGUCCUGCUCCAGUCCCCAUGGCUGAACACCACACAAUGGGCGGUUUUACUCGUGCUCCCACAUUCUCCCCUCUUUCUCGUGGUAUUCCUGAAGCAAGAAUGGUAUGGCACGCUUCGGAUAAUAGUUUACCUUCACUCCCACCACAGGUUCCCUACCUAGGGGACUCGCCUUUGGCAGCUCCUGCUGCUCCAAGAUAUUUCAAUGAGGGUCAUCAUGGAGCUAGACGCAAUGGACGUCAUGGGAACGGCAAUACCCAACGCAACACUGUUCAAAGAGCCAGAACCAGUCAAUCUAUGGGACAGCUUCAAAUGCAGAUGACUACUACUACCGGUCCAGUUCAAAUUGAUUCUCAAGCGACACAAGCAACUACACAAGCAACUACUCAGGGACAAGCUCAAAUGCAUUCUCAAGAUACACCUGCUCCUAUGAAUAUUUCUCUGUUGCGUACGCCAAGAGUCAUCAGCAGCAUGCCACGACCAAACUCAACAAUGUAAAGGGAUCAAGCAAGAAAAAGGCAAAAAUUUCAAGUAAGUUUUCA
Botrytis cinerea B05.10 is the source of this 1885-nucleotide messenger RNA. RefSeq lists its product as hypothetical. The record is from RefSeq and is a predicted model, not a curated record. The transcript has a single exon. Lineage: Eukaryota; Fungi; Ascomycota; Leotiomycetes; Helotiales; Sclerotiniaceae. Bases 108 to 1841 code for a protein of 577 amino acids.